UACAUAUUCAGGAAACUGUCAUCAGCCAGCCCUCUUUCUCGAAAAGCUAACCACGUUGUGGGAACUUUUCCUGGCUCACCGCUGUUCGCUUGAUUUUUCUUCCGAAUAAGUCGGUCAGGAAUAAUCACAAUGGCUUUCAAGGACUCUGGGAAGGCACCUGUUGAGACGGAGGUGGCUAUUCACCGCAUCCGCAUCACCCUCACCAGCCGCAAUGUCAAAUCUCUGGAAAAAGUCUGUGCUGACUUGAUCCGUGGUGCAAAGGAGAAGAACCUGAAGGUGAAGGGACCGGUCCGCAUGCCAACCAAGACCCUGCGUAUCACCACCAGGAAGACCCCCUGUGGCGAAGGCUCCAAAACUUGGGAUCGCUUCCAGAUGCGGAUCCACAAACGCCUGAUUGAUCUGCACAGCCCAUCUGAAAUUGUCAAGCAGAUCACCUCCAUCAGCAUCGAGCCUGGUGUUGAGGUUGAAGUUACCAUUGCUGAUGCAUAAAUUUUCACUGAUGCAAUAAAGACAAGAAGAAAACUGCUCUGCCUUUUA
Hippocampus comes (tiger tail seahorse) is the source of this 537-nucleotide messenger RNA. It is a transcript of the gene rps20, whose product is annotated as ribosomal protein S20. The transcript is spliced from 4 exons. Gene Ontology annotation, cellular component: small ribosomal subunit; ribosome. The record is from RefSeq and is a predicted model, not a curated record. Gene Ontology annotation, biological process: translation. Lineage: Eukaryota; Metazoa; Chordata; Actinopteri; Syngnathiformes; Syngnathidae. Bases 130 to 489 code for a protein of 119 amino acids. Gene Ontology annotation, molecular function: RNA binding; structural constituent of ribosome.